GAGGACCGUGACGGAGGUUGCGCGCGCAGGGAGGCGGAGAAAGAGCGAGUGAGGCUGGCGGUGAGGAGGACUGGGGUGAUGUUCUCUGUUGCUGUUGCUGCUGCUGCUCGCUAAAGACGAUCUUCUGCUGUUCUUCUACUUGGGAGUAUUUCUUCAGCGAGGUUCUGGAAGUCAAGUCCCAUAGCUGCCACUUCCACCUAACGGAAUAUCUCGUUUUGUUUCCCCUUUUUCCUUGGAUUAUCUUCUCCCGGACAUGUCAAGUUGUUCCGCGGCGGUCCGGUGCUGAAAGCUCCCAGGAUGCCAAAGCUGGACCGCGUACUUUGACACUAUUUCUCUUUAUCGUUUUUUUCUUUGACAACUUGAAUAUUUUUGAUCCGCUGAGCCAAGGAUGUUGCACAAGACCAGGACGUGUACUGGACCGCUUUGGUUCCUCCUCACACAAGUGGUCCUGGUGGCUGCGCUGACCCAGACUGACGAGUGCGGCGGGGCCAUCGACAUCCACACCGCGGACUACCUGACCUCCCCAGGCUACCCUGGCGCGUACCCGCCUUCGCAGCACUGCGUGUGGGUCAUCACGGCGCCCGAACCGGGUCAGAAGAUCCUCAUCAACUUCAACCCGCAUUUUGAUCUGGAGGACCGAGACUGCAAGUACGACUACGUGGAGGUCUACAAUGGCGGAGACGAGCUUUCGCCCAUGCUGGGCAAGUUUUGCGGCAAGAUCGCUCCGUCUCCAAUCAUCUCCAGUGGCGGUCAGCUCCUCAUCAAGUUUGUCUCCGACUAUGAGACCCACGGGGCGGGGUUCUCUGUACGCUACGAGGUUUUCAAGACAGGUCCGGAAUGUUCCAGGAACUUCACAGCCCCCACGGGUGCCAUCAAGACGCCGGGCUUCCCUGACAAGUACCCCAACAACCUGGACUGCACCUUUAUGAUCUUCGCCCCCAAGAUGUCCGAGAUCGUGGUGGAGUUCGACAGCUUCGACAUGGAGCCAGACACCACGCCACCACCGGGGGCUCUCUGCCGAUACGACUGGCUGGAGAUCUGGGACGGCUUCCCUGCAGUGGGUCCUCACAUCGGUCGCUAUUGUGGCCAGACGUCGCCGGGCCGCGUGAUCUCCUACACGGGCAUCCUGUCCAUGACCAUUACCACUGACAACGCCAUCACCAGAGAGGGCUUCUCUGCCAAUUACACCAUCCGAGAAAGGAGCCUCCCCCCUGGACACAUGGAGGAAGACUUCUUCUGCAUGGAGCCUCUGGGUAUGGAGUCUGGCGAGAUUUCCUCAGAGCAGAUCAGCGCGUCUUCCCAGUACAACUCCAACUGGUCGCCUGAGCGCUCCCGCCUCAACUACCAGGAGAACGGAUGGACGCCCUCGGACGACACAGUCCGCGAGUGGAUCCAGGUGGACUUGGGCUUCCUGAGGUUCAUCACAGCCAUUGGCACACAAGGCGCCAUCUCCAAAGAGACCAAAAAGCACUACUUUGUCCGCUCCUACAAGGUGGACCUGAGCUCUAAUGGAGAAGACUGGGUGACAGUGAAGGAGGGCUCCAGGCAGAAGAUCUUUGCAGGAAACCGCAACCCAACUGAUGAGGGUCGCACCUUCCUACCCAAACAGACGCUGGCUCGCUAUGUCCGCAUCCGGCCCAUGACCUGGGAGCAAGGCAUCUGCAUGCGCUUUGAGGUCUACGGCUGCAGAACAUCAGAUUAUCCGUGUUCUGGAAUGCUUGGGAUGGUGUCCGGUCAGAUUUCUGAUGCUCAGAUCAGCGCCUCGUCUUACGUCGACCGAGGCUGGGUGGCUGAAAAUGCCCGUUUGCUCACAGGGAGGUCGGGAUGGACGGGCCAGCAGGUCAAACAGCCCUUUAAGAACGAAUGGCUGCAGGUGGACCUGGGCCAGGACAAGAUGGUAAGCGGCAUAGUUAUUCAGGGCGGGAAGCACCGGGACAAGAACAUCUUCAUGAAGAAGUUCAAGGUGGGCCACAGCUUGGACGGAGAAGAGUGGACCAUUGUGAAUGAGGACAACACCACCAAGCCCAAGAUAUUCAUCGGGAAUCAGAACCACGACACACCAGAGCUGAAGUCCAUGGGUCCUCUUCUGACCCGCUUCAUCAGGAUCUACCCGGAGAGAGCCACCAACGAGGGUGUGGGCCUCCGCCUGGAGCUGCUGGGCUGCGAACUUGACGACAUCACAACCACGGGCCCGCCCACCACCCCGCCCACUUCCACCAUUCCAAUGACCACUUUUGGGGCAACCACCACGGCGCCCAUCACCAUACCCGUUACCACGCUGUCUGCUGAGACCGGCACAUCCGAGGACUUCGCCACGGUGGCAGCGGGAGGCGUCACAGCCGCUGACCCUUUCAAGUACUUCAUACCAGACAACUUGUGGUUUGACUGCAACUUUGACUUCACGUCCUUCUGCGGUUGGACCACAGAGACGGGCUCCGGCGCUGAGUGGCUCAUCCAGACCAACGGUGCUCCGGCCACGCACAGACUGCCGACUCUCGACCACACGGGACGAGAGGGGAACUUCAUCUACAUGCAUUUGAGUGACUCUUGGGUCAAAAGUGAAGAAGAGGGGGAGCGAGUGGCGAGGCUGUACAGCCUUCCCGUCACGGCGCCGGACACCGACCUGUGCGUGUCUUUCUGGUACCACAUGUUGGGUCAGCACCCCGGGGUACUCCACAUCAGACAACACAAGGAGAAAGAGGGGCAUCAUUGGGGGAGCAUCCUAUGGACCGUCAGCGGCCACCAGGGGGCGCGGUGGAAGGAAGGACGAGUUUUACUACCGAGAUCCAGUGUCCCCUAUCGAGUGGUGGUGGAGGGCGUGGCUGACAGACACGUGACAGGACACAUUGCUGUAGACAACAUCCACAUUUUAGAUGGACUCAACACUGAAUACUGUAAAGACCCCCAAGUUUCUCCAUCCCCACCCACCCAGAUCUUCAUACUGCCCAUGGACUCCCUAUCUCAGGACACGGGUGACCUCGGCAGUGCGGACAACAUGCUGAAGACGCUGGACCCCAUCCUGAUAACCAUCAUUGCCAUGUCAGCGCUGGGCGUCUUCCUGGGUGCCAUAUGCGGCGUGGUGCUCUACUGCGCCUGCUCGCAGAGCGCCAUGACGGACAGGAACUUGUCCGCCUUGGAGAACUACAACUUUGAGCUGGUGGACGGCGUCAAGCUCAAGAAGGAUAAGAUGAACGGACAGAGUAACUACUCGGAGGCAUGAGGUGCCGGGGGGUGGGGGGGGGGGUAGCCGACGGCAUUUCAGGGUGGGAUGACAACAAGCAGACGCCAUCUUUUUUUUUUACUCAGGAGCGUCAGUGAAACAGACUGACCAGUAGGGGACACUGUGUAUAAAGAUACUGUACAGCGAAAAAAGAUUCUAUUUGUUCUUUGUGUGUGUGUGUGUGAGUGUGUGUGAGUGUGCUUUAUUGAUUUCCUGUGAUCCCAUCAUAUGUUGAGACAUGAUUAAAACAAUCUUAUUGGUUUUUUUUUGUUUUUUUAAAGUAUGUGAAGUAUGUGUUUACAUCAGGGGUCACCAACGCUGUGCCCGCGGACGCCCAUGCGCCCACGCGGACCACUUAAGGCGCCCGCGAGGCAUCUUCUAAAAAUAGCACUGGUCACAAAUUAUCAUUGUUAUUUUGUUCUUUAAAUUUUGAAUCAGAAUUGCUUACAUUAAUGUUCAUUCAUUCAUUUUCUACCGCUUUUCCUCACGAGGGUCGCAGGGGGGUGCUGGAGCCUAUCCCAGCUGUCUUUGAGGCGAGAGGCGGGGUACACCCUGGACUGGUGGCCAGCCAAUCACAGGGCACAUAUAGACAAACAACCAUUCACACUCACAUUCAUACCUAAUGGAAUGUGGGAGGAAACCGGAAUACCCGGAGAAAACCCACGCAUGCAAACUCCACAUAGAGAAUUGAACCCUGGUCUCCUCGCUGUGAGGUCUGCGCACUAACCACUUGACCGCCGUGCCGCCGCUUACAUUAAUGUAUUUUUUUUAAUCGUCUUAUAACAUCAAAAAUUAAAACAUAAAUAUUUUAUAACGAACUCUUACCUCAAGUCAAAGUUCAUGUGUGCGCACGCGUCCGCUCACCGCUUUUCUGAUAUAGUGCAGCGGUGAUGAGGAGUUAGCUUACUCGUGCAGUUUAGCCCCCCAAAACAUGGCAGAAAAGCGAAAAAGGACUUACAUUUUCCACAGUGAUUGGGAAAUUUACGUAUUUUGAAGAAAAAUGUGUCUUAUUUGCGGGACGACUGUUGCAAUACCAAAGCGGCACAAUGUGGAGAGACACUUCAAAACUUGUCACGAAAGCUUGAAUGCGAGCUACCCACCCGGCAGCGCAUUAAGGACGGAAAAGGCCUGUUUGUUAAAGGCAGCUUUGGACAACAAAGGACUUUUUUCACUAGGCAGGUGAAAAAAUCACAGAAAGGUGUUCCCUCUGACUUUCAAAUAUGUGAGCACAUAAAUGUUUCUUGUUAAAAAAUAUGUUUUUGUUACCAAUUGUUAGCGUUAUUCUGGAAAAUAAUGAACAUUGAUAUAUGAGCAGUCGCUUCACAUUCUGUUACUACGACUAUUCCUUUUGUUCUCAUUACUAAAAAGUGAUUUGUGCAGCUUCUUGGAAGUUCACCACAAACCGGUCAUGUAGCCCUUCAUACUAUCCGUGCUCACAAAGUAGCCCUCGGACCCAAAAAGGUUGGUGACCCCUGGUUUACAUGAAUGUGCUUUUUCAUUUCAAGUGUGUGUGUGUGUGUUCACAACAGUGCCUUUUUUCACCUCCAUUUUUUUUGUUGCCUUGUUUUUUUUUUUGUUACACACACACGGGCACGUAGGAAAAUUAGUCCGAAAAUGAUUUUUGACAUUUUCUGGACAGUCAAGCUGUGUGUGCAAACAUGGAGGGGUCAAGUCUUACAUCCACGUGUGUGUCGUGUGUAAAAAGCCUGGUUUACACGGCACACCUUCUAUCAUAUUGUAUAUAAGUUUUAAUAUAUUUCUACUGGAGCUCUCUUUUCGAGAGAACACCCCCUUUUGUGCGGACGGACGGACUCCCAAAAGGCACACAUGUGACAUUUGUGCAGGGCUGCCCCUGGUUUAUUAAGUUUAUUGGGAUCCAACAUUGCAAAAUAACAAAUAUACUGUCUAGGGCUGGGAUUGUACCGACAACCGCAAAAGGCAAGAGCUGUACCAUUACAGCAUCAGGCAUUGAAAUGGGAGCACAUCAAUCCUGCCAUUUGACUUUGCCACAUGCUGUCAAUCAUUGUCUCGGGCUGACUUGGUGCUCGAUCUGACACAAAACACGUGUUGUGCAUGUAAAGUAGGGGCGGCCCUGCGUUGGCGUGUCUUUUUUUUUUUUUCGAACUAAUGUGAUGUUUUGUUUUGUGAAUCCUUGUGGUCGUUUGGGUUCUGUUGUUGGGACGAUGAAGGUGACCGAGCAAAGACUCUUGGGAUGCUUUCAUACAGGGUAACACUGGACCCACCACUACCACCACCACCCAGGGAGGGAGGGAGGGUCUCUUCAGGGUUAUUGUGGGAGUAGAUGCUGACAGACUUGGUUGCCAUGACAAUGUUGUUGUGUUGUCUUUUUGAAGGUUGUGUCGGCUGCAGCAUUCUCCACAGCAGUGAUUUUCAACCACUGUGCCGCGGCACACUAGUGUACCUUGAGAAACCGUCAGGUGUGCCGUGAGGAAUUAUCCAAUAUCACUUUUUAUAAUUAACAUUUAUUAAUCAUCAUUUGCAAAUAUUAUGUCAAUAGCCAUUAUGUCAAUAGUAUACAUGGACCCAAAUAUUCCAAUUCACUUUGGUUUAUUUGCUCAAACGGAAAGAAUUGAACAAGGAUGGAAUAUUCCUUUAACCAAUCUGAUUGAGGUAUCUUGUACCCGCUCAAACAGAAAGUUGUCAGGGUGCCUUCUUCUUCGUGGUGUUUUUCUUCUUCUGUUGUUUAUUGGUGGUUGGCAAGCAGCUUUCGUGUGCAUUAGCGCCAUCUGUGGAACAGAAUCUAAACCCUUCUAUACGCCAUUCACAAGUCCACUUUUAUUAAAAAAGAAAAUAUAUAUCUAUAUAAAACAUGUCCUGAGUUUAAUUAUAAAAUAUUAGCAAGAUUGAAUUUGAUCUUUUCCUGUUUAAAUUUAUCCCGGGUGCGUUCUUUCAGCGCAUGCUCAGAUAUGACGUAACACGCAGAUCCAGACGUUCUUCACUUUUAAAAAUGGAGGCCAGCAAUCGGCACUGGACUAAGCAAAGUUUGUUUUUGAUUCAAACUAAAUUUCAAGACUAGACAGACGAAAAACUGGCAAUACGGAGUUAUUCCAACAAGUGGAAGAAAAACUCGGGGAAGCCGGUAUCACGUGGUGUUGAUGUUUACGUUUUACUGGGCAUGCCCUAUUGACUAUUCUGUUUGAUUUUCACGGCGCAUGUAGACAAGAGAUUGGAAUAUUCCUUUCCAUGGAUACCAUUGUUUCCCGAAAGGUCAUUGGGAAAGAGAAAAAGUGGUGAUGUAAAAACGUGGCUACUGUGGAGUGUCUGUGGUGUAAAGACUGGCAGAGCAAUGUAAUAUUGGUCCGUGUGGCAACACCUACCUUGUUCCUCCCAUAGACUUAUUGAUGCACGUGUGAGGUCGUGGUGACAUUUUGGAACAUUUUUGGUUAGUGGUGUGCCACAAGAUUUUUACAAUGUAAAAAACGUGCCGUGGCUCAAAAAAGGUUGAAAAACACUGCUCCACAGGACUACGCUGAAAUUCAACAUACACAUCAGCUCAUAUGCUUGAAGGUCCAACACAGGCUUCAUUUGAUGUCAUUUUAUCAACAAUAACCAACAAUUUGACUGGGGGGUCACAUUGUUUUACCUUCCUUUUUAGCCGUCACAGUCAGCAAUUUUGUUUCAAUUCAUACGCUCCAACAUUGAAGCCGGUGGUGGUCGCUUUGGACACAUAAAUUGGAUCCAAUGUUAUGUUCUUGUCGACUGAGCUAACUUUUGUACUGUCUAUGCUCAAUUAACAAGAACAUGAAAUGUGAAAGGAUGCUGCAGCACUCCACGUGACAAAAAAAAAAGAAAUGUUGCACUGAAAUGUGUAAAAUUCAUAGGAUGUGUUUAUGGUUUCUUUUUUUACAACAUCCUUUCAGAUGAAGGUGUUUUAAUUCUCAGAUGUACAAUUUUAAACAAGGAAAAAAAAAAGAUUCAAUGCGUCAAGUUUAUUUACUCGCUAUGAGGUUUUUGUAUCGUCAUUGAUGGAUCUACGUGACAGAGUUUGUUUGCCUUUUCUUUCUUUCUUUCUUUUUCAAACUACUUCUGUAAUGUUGCUGUCUCCAGUCCAGAAAAAAAUAGACAAAAAUGGAAAAAGCAGCAAGGCCUUAAGUGAUUCAAGAAAAAAAAAAAAAGUUUGUAUUCUCUGGUCAACGCCCAGAUGGAUCUCAUCUGUGUUGUUGCAGAUCAUUGAUGAUUACAUUCCAAAGAAUUGGAUAAAAUAAAUGUUUGCAUUAAAUGUGACAGUACGCUCUUUUCUCUUUUAUGCUUUCUAUGCUACAAUAACUACAAUAAUACAUUUGAAAUCAUGCAGCAUUUAUUUCAUGAUAUUGGCCAAUGACCACAAUGUACUUGUAUAAUUACAAGUAUAUACAGUAAUACAACUACCCAUCCAUCCAUUUCCUAUGCAGCUUAUCCUCACUAAGGUCAUGGGUAUGCUGGAGCCUAUCCCAGCUGUCUUCGGGUGAGAGGCAGGGUACACCCUGGACUGGUGGCCAGCCAAUCACAGGGCACAUAUAGACAAACAACCAUUCACACUCACAUUCAUACCCAUGGACAAUUUGGAGUGGCCAAUUAACCUAGCAUGUUUUUGGAAUGUGGGAGGAAACCGGAGUACCCAUGCAUGCACGGGGAGAACAUGCAAACUCCACACAGAGAUGGCCGAGGGUGGAAUUGAACCCUGGUCUCCUAGCUGUGAGGUCUGCAU
Doryrhamphus excisus (bluestripe pipefish) is the source of this 7928-nucleotide messenger RNA. RefSeq names its product neuropilin-1a-like. Gene Ontology annotation, cellular component: focal adhesion; axon; plasma membrane. Gene Ontology annotation, biological process: positive regulation of endothelial cell migration; sprouting angiogenesis; vascular endothelial growth factor signaling pathway. Lineage: Eukaryota; Metazoa; Chordata; Actinopteri; Syngnathiformes; Syngnathidae. The record is from RefSeq and is a predicted model, not a curated record. Gene Ontology annotation, molecular function: semaphorin receptor activity; vascular endothelial growth factor binding; vascular endothelial growth factor receptor activity.